AUGGAGCGGGAAAUAAGAAAUGAUGAAAAAUUAGACUCUGAAAGACCGAAAUUAUAUCAAUAUAGAUGGAUCAUUCUGCCUUUUUACAUAACAGCCGUUUUUGUAAACAAUAUCCCUGGAGAAAUUUAUGUUUCCAUUUCCAAUGAGCUUAUAGAGAUUUAUGACACUUCAGAAACUUUGGUAACUAUGGCAUCAACAAGUUAUAUGAUUAUGCAUCCAAUUUUAUCAAUACCUUGUUCUUAAUGUAAGUAUCCUUUAUCUAUAGAUCAGUCAUUGUAAAUUAUGGAUGGGCAACAUCCUCUAAAAUUGGGGUAAUUUUAACAAUUCUUGGAAGUUUAGUAAAAUUGUUCGUUAAUUACACAGAGUAUCAUCAUAAUAUUAUAUCAUUAUAGUUUUUAUAUGAUUGUGAUUGGUUAAAUUUUAAUUGGAGCUGGGAAACCAUUCAUACUUAAUUGUUAAGCCACAAUGGCAUAAAAUUGGUUUUAUCCAGAAUCUAGACCUAUAAUUAUAACAAUUAUGAAUGUAUUAAAUCUUAUAUCUAGUGUUUUUACAUUUAUGAUACCAGGUAAGUUUAUAUUUGCUGGAUAUUAGUAUAAUGGAUCAAUAGAGUCAAUAGAAAAAGGAAUGGAUCUUGUAAGUAAACUAAAUAGAAUAUUACUAUACCUUUCUAUUGUAUUGUUGCUAUGUCUUUUUACUUUAAAGAAUAAUCCUCCAACACCUCCUUCAGAGUUAGUUAAAUAAGAAGAAAAAUCAAAGAAUAUAAAGAAAACCCUCAUUAAAAUAUUUUCAAAUAAGCAAUUUCUAUUUUGUUUUUAGGCUUAUGCUCUUUUUAUGGGAUUGACAAAAUCCUUAAUGAUUGUCUUAUCAUAUCUUUUUAAAGCUUGUGGUUAGGGCAAGGAAUAAGUAUCUAUUGCAGGUUCAAUUGUGAAUAUUAGUGCUGUUGCAUCAUUAGCAGUGAUAGCAGGUAUAUUAAAGAAAUAUACAAAUAAAAGAAAACUAAUAGCAAUAUUAUUGAUGAUAAUGUCAAUUUCAUCUUUGGUGUUAUUUUAUUUUUGUCUUAUUAGUGAGAAUAAAAUUGCAAUAUAUAUAUCUAUAGGUAUAGUAGGAUUAUUUAUUAUGCCAAAUGUUCCAUUAUUAAUGGAUAUGAGUUGUGAUUCGAUAUUUCCUAUAAAUGCAAGUUUUGCAGUUGGAAUAAUGUAUAUAGGAUCAAGAAUAUUUUUAGUAUUAUUUUCAUAAUUUUUGGCAAUUGUAGUAGGUGGUUCUGAUAGCAACAAAGGUAGAGUCACUCUUACAUUUUCUAUCGAAGUGAUUGUUUUGUUGUGUUCAGUUACUAUAUUUAGCUUUACAAAUAUAAAACGUAAAACAGCAGUAAUUGAAGAAGAUUUAUUAGAUGAUUAAUCUAAUUAAAAGAAUUCUUUUUGUGAGAAUGCUACUUAGACUCUAAUAAUGGAAUCAACAUAAUAAACUCCUCAAGUCAAUGUUUAAAAAAGAUCUAUAUUAGAAUUAAAUAAGAAAUCUUGA
This is a messenger RNA of Paramecium pentaurelia, 1521 nucleotides long. The record is from the annotation of a GenBank genome assembly. NCBI's taxonomy places the organism in Eukaryota, Ciliophora, Oligohymenophorea, Peniculida, Parameciidae.